Molecule: messenger RNA, 228 nt
Organism: Psilocybe cubensis
Lineage: Eukaryota; Fungi; Basidiomycota; Agaricomycetes; Agaricales; Agrocybaceae
Exons: 2
Coding region: 1-228 (75 amino acids)
Source: RefSeq, a predicted model, not a curated record
AUGGCUCGCCGCACCGCCGCUCCAGCUCAACCAUCAUACCUGCCGCAUCCUCAACAUGGAGGUUCACUGACUGACCCUAACGAGGGUGCUUUCUCGAGGUUUUUGCGCACAGAGGUGUUUGCACCCGAGAAGCUUCCAGGCAACAUCAGCAUUGCCUCGGCCCUUGGUGUCUUUUUUGGAGGAAUUGUGCUUAUUAGAACGUGCGGGGAGUAUCUCGUACCUGCGUAA